GGGCAGUGCUGGGCAGGCGAGGCAGCUGUGAGCUACACGCCGGGACUGUCCAGGGAGGCGCAGCGGGGCGGGAACCCUCAGCCGGAGCAGCCCCGGAGCAGGAGCAGCCGCCGCCGCCGUCCACGGAGCGCAGCCGAACCGGCCAUGGCGUUGUCGAUGCCGCUGAACGGGCUGAAGGAGGAGGACAAAGAGCCUGUCAUCGAGCUCUUCGUCAAGGCUGGCAGUGAUGGUGAAAGCAUAGGAAACUGCCCCUUUUCCCAGAGGCUCUUCAUGAUUCUUUGGCUCAAAGGAGUUGUAUUUAGUGUCACAACUGUGGAUCUGAAGAGGAAGCCUGCAGACCUGCAGAACUUGGCUCCUGGGACCCACCCACCAUUUAUAACGUUCAACAAUGAAGUCAAAACGGAUGUAAAUAAGAUUGAAGAAUUUCUUGAAGAAGUCUUAUGCCCUCCCAAGUACUUGAAGCUUUCACCAAAACACCCAGAAUCAAAUACUGCCGGAAUGGACAUCUUUGCCAAAUUCUCUGCAUAUAUCAAGAAUUCAAGGCCAGAGGCUAAUGAAGCAUUGGAGAGGGGUCUCUUGAAAACCCUACAGAAACUGGAUGAAUAUCUGAAUUCUCCCCUCCCUGAUGAAAUUGAUGAGAAUAGUAUGGAGGACAUUAAGUUUUCUACACGUAAAUUUCUGGAUGGCAAUGAAAUGACAUUAGCUGAUUGCAACCUGCUUCCCAAACUGCACAUUGUCAAGGUGGUGGCCAAAAAAUACCGCAACUUUGAUAUUCCAAAAGGAAUGACUGGCAUCUGGAGAUACUUAACUAAUGCGCACAGUAGGGAUGAGUUUACCAAUACCUGUCCCAGUGAUAAGGAGGUUGAAAUCGCCUACAGUGAUGUAGCCAAAAGACUUACCAAGUAAAAUAUCCCUUCUGAGGGAGAUGUCUUUGCAUCUUCCCCUAAGAAUAUGCUUUUCCUAACAGACUGCUCCUGUUCCUAUAAAGUAGAAAUUUUAUUUUGCAUGAACGUGCAGUUAUUCAAGAUUAGGAUAAAGGACAGACAAGGUGUAGUAGCUAUCUUUAAAUAUACACUCCAAAGCAGUAUUAUGUUAAAGUACUUUAUCCUUUCUCCCUCCCCUGCCCCACACCCUCUCUCCUCUAAUCGGAGACACUCCGCCACACCCUUCACUCUAGAGGCAGAUUGCCGUCCCUCCGGGGGGAGCCCUCCCCGUUGUGUCUGUUCCCUGUGGACUGAGGGCAGAACUUCGGAGGGCCAAUGUUUAACUGUCAAAAUAGUACCCACGACUUCAUCAGUCAGCCCCAAACUGGUGCACAAUGCAUGGUACAAGGCAUAUUUAUGUAUUUGGGGAAUUGUAUAAUAUUUAGUAAGAGUAUAUGAAAGGAUUGCUACUGUAUCAGAAUACUCUGUCUCAAUUCAGUCUGUCCUGGGUGUGUCACCACCAGUGAAGAGAGCCUUCCACGGAAAGUCACUACAGAUUUUUCUGUUUUACUUUGUACAUGGAUUUUUACUUUUGCCUAAAAGCAUUUAUCCUUCAUACCAGUUAUAACAUCUGACACUAUGUAGGAGCUACAAGUUCAGAGAGAGGGAUGAUAUUCUCAAGAUCUUCCUCAAAGCAUUUUAUCUAUCUGAGAAAAACCUAUGGGCACCUGCUACUCUGUCUGAAUGUGUUGCUUUUUGUGUGUAUUUUGCCCAGUGCCAUUCAUUUGGAACCUUAUUGCUUUCCUCCUUUAUUUUAAAAAGCUCCUUUUUAGGUAAGCGUAGACCUUGCUGUCUGUAGAUCUUUUGAGUAACACUACAUAAAC
Messenger RNA from Odobenus rosmarus divergens (Pacific walrus), 1807 nucleotides. RefSeq names its product chloride intracellular channel 4 (gene CLIC4). The record is from RefSeq and is a predicted model, not a curated record. The coding region runs from base 145 to 906 and encodes 253 amino acids. NCBI's taxonomy places the organism in Eukaryota, Metazoa, Chordata, Mammalia, Carnivora, Odobenidae. The transcript is spliced from 6 exons.